Messenger RNA from Penicillium pulvis, 984 nucleotides. Its product is annotated as DUF1115 domain protein. NCBI's taxonomy places the organism in Eukaryota, Fungi, Ascomycota, Eurotiomycetes, Eurotiales, Aspergillaceae. Bases 1 to 984 code for a protein of 327 amino acids. The transcript has a single exon. The record is from RefSeq and is a predicted model, not a curated record.
AUGGCUCUCGAGGAACUAGCUACCUUGCCCGCGGAGAUUAUGGAGUCCCAAUUGUCCAUUAUUGACCUCUUGGCCGCGAUGUUCCCAUCACCAGGGGAGCUGGAAAUCUCUGAAUCAACAAUGCGAUGGGUCGAGACACUACGAGAUUGGUGUCAAGACCCGGUCUCUAUUCCUGAUGUCCCUUCAGCUAUGUCUCUCGUCGUUGCUCUGCCCAUUUUGGAUGGCGAAAAGACCAUACAAGUCAAUAUUUCGGUCCCGCUACAAUGUGAGGAUCCUGAGACCAUUGACCAGCCUCCACCAUUGCGCUAUACACUCCGCCAACCUGACUGGAUGACCAAAGCCGAGGUGGCUGACCUUGCCGUCUCGAUCCCGUCAGGUGAUGUUCUAGAGGCAUUCGAAUACAUCCAAGCAAAAGCCAGCUGUUUCAUCGAAAACAAGCAGGUCAUGAACUCCCAAGGACCAGGAAUGCUGGAAAAGUUCCAAGAGCCGAUUGUAAGGGUCUGGUUUUAUUUUCCAUCACUGUCAACCCGUAAAAAGAGAGACGAUAUGGUCAAUAUCGCGCCCGGGUAUUCUUUAACUGGCUUCGUGCUAGCGGGUAAGCCAGGUGUGUUAUGUCUCGAGGGUACAUCGCCAGAAAUCGAUGCCUAUAUGAGCUUCAUCAAGACGCAUUCAUGGGGUGAUAUUCCGAGUCAUCAGAAAAAGGUAAGCGAAAGGUUCCGACAGACAGGGAAUAUUGAGAGAGUCUUUUCCGGCAUGGAAGAAAUCACGGACUCGCUUGGAGAGCGGGGGGGCAGCGCGCCAAUCGGGGUGACAUGCAAGCGCUUGAGGCAUGGUUGGGAGCAAAAGGGCUUCAAGAAGCAUUUGAAAUGGUUAUCUUCUGAGUUAUCCAUAUGUGAACAUGACAUGUUCGGGAUAUUUCAGCGUGGGCCUCAUUUGUUGUACGUUCAAGCCCUGGAUAAUCGCAUCACCAUCCGCUUCUUAUGA